This is a messenger RNA of Plasmodium malariae, 1080 nucleotides long. It is a transcript of the gene TRAM, whose product is annotated as translocation associated membrane protein, putative. Gene Ontology annotation, molecular function: sphingosine N-acyltransferase activity. Gene Ontology annotation, cellular component: membrane; endoplasmic reticulum. The transcript has 3 exons. Gene Ontology annotation, biological process: ceramide biosynthetic process. The record is from RefSeq and is a predicted model, not a curated record. The coding region runs from base 1 to 1080 and encodes 359 amino acids. Lineage: Eukaryota; Apicomplexa; Aconoidasida; Haemosporida; Plasmodiidae.
AUGGGUAUGCAUUAUUUGCAUACAUUAGAUGAAUACUUCGCAAAUAGUAAAAAUAGAGGUUUCAUCGAAUCGCAUAUAAUUAACCCUAAAAUAUCAAGAUGGGAUAUUCUUUUUUUUAUGUUAUUUUUUCUUUUCAUGACCGUAUUAAGAUUUUUGGUUGCAGGGGUGCAAAGUGAUAUAAUAAAUAAAGAGAGUAUUUUGUAUAAUAUAUGUAGUAAUACAUUAUUAGAUAAAUUAAAUAAAAAAUGGGAGAUAUCAAAGGAUGGACUUAUAUAUAAAUGGAAAGAGAAUUUUUGGUUUGCAUUAUGGCAUGGGUUUUCUUUUGUAUAUAAUUUUAUAUUAUUAUUAUCUAUGUCUGGCUAUUUGAAUAAUACGAAUGGGUGGAUUAAGAUGUGUUUUAAAGAAACAACAGGAAAAUGGUUUUUCUUAGUUACAGAAGAAGAAUUUAUGGAAAAUAAAAGAGGAUGGCCAUACAUGUACAUAAAUAAUUAUGUAUAUUAUUUUUAUUUAAUACAAAUGUCUUUUUGGACCUCAUGUCUUUUUUAUUUAAAAUACGAAAAAAAAAGAAAAGAUUUUUAUGUUUUUGUAUUACAUCAUUUAUCCACAAUUUUGUUGUUACUUUAUUCGCAUAUUAUGAAUUUUUGGAGAAUCGGGCUGUUAAUUCUUUUUGUUCAUGAUAUUGUUGAUGUAGCACUUUAUAUUUCGAAAACUCUGAAUUAUUCGAAUCCGAAAUAUCAAAAAUAUCUAACAACAUUUUACAUUUUAUUUGUUUUUUCUUAUUUUUUUUUUCGUAUCAUUUUGUAUCUUUUUUAUAUUGUUAUUCCUUUGAGUAAUAUGAACGUUAUUAAGACGUAUACUGACGGAUAUGUAACAUCAUAUAGUGAUAUUCCAGGUGGAGUAUUUCCAGUUUUCUUCUUGUGGCUGUUGAUGGUUAUGCAUUUUUAUUGGUUUUUCCUAAUUCUGAAGAUGACUCGAGUAUUUAUCAUAAAUUCGUCGAAAAAUGAACAAAUUCAAGAUAUACGGAGUGAUGAUGAAAGUGACACCAAAAUCAUUAAAAAGGCCCCAAGAAAGGGAAAAUAA